Suillus subalutaceus is the source of this 1056-nucleotide messenger RNA. RefSeq lists its product as uncharacterized. The record is from RefSeq and is a predicted model, not a curated record. Gene Ontology annotation, biological process: ubiquitin-dependent protein catabolic process; metal ion transport; positive regulation of protein ubiquitination. The annotation marks the transcript as partial. Lineage: Eukaryota; Fungi; Basidiomycota; Agaricomycetes; Boletales; Suillaceae. Gene Ontology annotation, cellular component: perinuclear region of cytoplasm; endoplasmic reticulum; Golgi apparatus. The transcript has 3 exons.
AUGCCUGCACAUUACGCACCGCUCCCAACACAGCAGUCAUCGCGGGAUGCUGAUCGUGAACUCAACGACGCCUUUGAGUCUGAUGGCGAUGAUGAGGAUUACAUUGAACGCCCACAAUCCAAUCACCAGCGCGCUGAUACCCUUUCCUACGUCGCAGAUCCCCCAAAAAGCACGUCAAGUAGUACAACAGUUCCUGGAACUUAUGACUUUGAGCGGAAUUACGAUUACGACCGCCCACCUCCUGGUUCUCCCCCGCAGCUUCUAGCAACUGCUUUGCCCAACGAUAUAGGCAAUUCAAACGGCGAAUUACCAACCUCUCCUUUGGGUACGACAUUACCUCGACCAUCAUUCUUGCGGAGGGCAGUUGGGGCCAUCUUACCCACUCACUACGUCCGUGUCCCGACCCAUGAACCGCCCACUGGAGUGAGGGGUGGAGGGAUACAGAAUGAUGGAGUGUUCUCAAAUGUCGUCGUCAAACCCGCGUCCUCAAUACCAAUACCAGCUGAAGAUGGCACCAUCUACAUGGUCCCUGAGGAGACGCAGAGCACUGCUCCACCUUCCUAUGCAGCAGCCCAAGCAGAUGCUGUUCCCCCGUAUUGGGAUACGAUUGUGCACGCUCCUCCCGGAAUGGAUACCGAUGCUGGGAUGAUCGUUGGCGAUCUUCCCUCGGGCUCUAUCCUCGCAUUCAUUUCGAACCUCUUCGUCUCAUUUUUCUUCCAGUUUAUCGGCUUCCUCCUCACAUACCUUCUCCAUACUACACACGCCGCAAAGUUUGGCUCGAGAGCUGGCCUUGGACUAACAUUGAUCCAAUAUGGCUUUUACUCUCGUUCUGCGACGGAUAACAUACUUCCCACGCCUGACGGCAAGGGCGCUCCUGAUGUCCUCAUGCUAUCCGCUCCGCCUUCACCUUCGGCUCCCAUGCCUCAGGACCAUACUGUUGUUCUCAGCAUGUCUUCACGAGAGUGGCUAUCAUUUCUUUUAAUGACUCUCGGUUGGUUUUUGCUCCUUUCCUCUUUAGUUGGUUUCUGGCGUGUAAAGAACUGGGAAUCUGCCAUC